Gastrolobium bilobum is the source of this 1597-nucleotide messenger RNA. RefSeq names its product receptor-like cytoplasmic kinase 176. The transcript is spliced from 6 exons. Bases 258 to 1466 code for a protein of 402 amino acids. Gene Ontology annotation, molecular function: protein kinase activity; ATP binding. Gene Ontology annotation, biological process: protein phosphorylation. The record is from RefSeq and is a predicted model, not a curated record. Lineage: Eukaryota; Viridiplantae; Streptophyta; Magnoliopsida; Fabales; Fabaceae.
AAAGUUUAGUCUUUGUAACUGGAAGCCAUUGCAUUGAAUUGUGGGUGUGAUAAGUCUGCACAUGACAGCUUAUCUUCAUGUGGAAAUAGCGUUGCUUUCACACUUGCAUAUUUGUUUUUUUAACUUUUCACGGGCUUUUGCGUUUCCUAAUUCAUCAUCUGCUUCACUUUUGAGAACUUCAACUUGUUCCUCAUCUUGGGUUUUUCAGUUGAUCCUUCUCUAGCUGCUUUGCUUCUGUGUUCUUCAGCUCUUUCUUCAUGGGUUGCUGCUUUAGUGCCAAGAUCAAAGCCGAGAGCCCUCCACGCAAUGGUUUGAGUUCAAAGGAUGGUAGCAAAGAAGAGGAUGGCUUGAGUGGUUUAAGCAGCAAGGUCUCCACUCCCUCUGUGCCUCAAACUCCUCGGACAGAGGGUGAGAUCUUGAAAUCCUCCAAUAUGAAGAGCUUCACCUUCAGUGAGCUUAGAACUGCUACAAGGAACUUUCGUCCAGAUAGUGUGGUGGGUGAAGGUGGGUUUGGUUGUGUAUUUAAGGGAUGGAUUGAUGAACAAUCACUUGUACCAGUUAGACCAGGGACUGGAAUGAUCAUUGCUGUUAAGAGGCUUAACCAAGAAGGUUUGCAGGGACACAGUGAAUGGUUGACAGAAAUCAAUUACCUGGGGCAACUGCAUCAUCCUAAUCUCGUGAAGUUGAUCGGUUUUUGCUUAGAGGAUGACCAUAGGCUUUUGGUAUAUGAGUUUCUGCCCAAGGGGAGUUUGGAUAAUCAUUUAUUUAGGAGAGCUUCUCACUUUCAACCGCUUUCUUGGAACAUCCGUAUGAAGGUUGCUCUUGAUGCUGCUAAGGGUCUUGCAUUUCUUCACAGUGAUGAAGCAAAAGUGAUAUAUCGAGACUUCAAAACUUCAAAUAUAUUGCUUGAUUCGAACUAUACUGCAAAACUUUCGGAUUUUGGCUUGGCAAAGGAUGGACCGGUUGGUGAUAAGAGUCAUGUCUCUACAAGGGUAAUGGGCACUUAUGGAUAUGCUGCUCCUGAAUAUAUGGCCACAGGACACUUGACAAAAAAGAGUGAUGUAUACAGCUUUGGAGUUGUUCUCCUUGAAAUUAUGUCUGGUAAACGUGCAUUGGACAGCAAUAGGCCAUCUGGGGAGCACAAUUUGAUUGAAUGGGCCAAACCUUACCUCAACAGCAAAAGGAGGAUCUUCCAAGUUAUGGAUGCUCGAAUUGAAGGCCAAUACACAUUGCGUCAAGCAAUGAAAGUAGCUAACCUUGCAAUUCAAUGUCUCUCUGUGGAACCUAGAUUUAGACCAAAAAUGGAUGAGGUGGUAAGAGUAUUGGAGGAGCUUCUGGAUUCUGAUGACACAGUUGCUGCAGGAAUGGGAACCUCUCGAGAUCAAACAGCCAAAAGGAAUGGUCAUAGCUCAAGGACCAAUGUCCCUAAACGACAUAGAAGUAAACAUGAAACAUCGUACCAGUAAAAAUGAAAUCUAGUUGUUGCCAAUCUGCUUCUGCUCUUGAGUUGGUAUAUUGUAUAUCUUCUUGAACUUAAGCAUGUCUUAUGAUAUCUGAUUGCUGUACAGAUUUUGAGUCAGUAAUAUUAUUGAUUUCU